Salvia hispanica is the source of this 5163-nucleotide messenger RNA. Lineage: Eukaryota; Viridiplantae; Streptophyta; Magnoliopsida; Lamiales; Lamiaceae. The record is from RefSeq and is a predicted model, not a curated record.
AUCUCUCGGAAAUUUCCACUUGCAAGAAAUACCAGGAAAGACAAUCCUUACUCCUUAGCCAUUGUGCAUGUCGAAUUCGCAGAAUCCCAAGUUUAGGAUACGGUCUUCAGCUAAUAAGAAAUCUGAUAGUGUUCAAGACUAUGUGAAAUCGUCAUGCAUUCCAAGGAGGUGUAGAAGUAGCAGGCCAAAUUUACCCUCAGGUUUAUCUGUUUCCAAGCGGAAUGGGAGGCUUGAUUCAUCUGAGUCCGACAUGAAUGUCGAGGGAAUGAGGAAGAAGCUUAAGACGGUAUCGCAGGUGACCAUGGAAGCUGAAAAGUCUAAGGUUCCCUUAGACUCAGUUGUUUCAAAGCCAGCGAAGUUGACUGGCCGUAGUUUCAAGAUUAGAUUCAAAAGAGGGCGCGAAGUGGAAAGUGUAUCAGGCAAAGAAACAUCUAAUGUAAGUGGAGGGAGGUCGCCCAUUCUAUCCUCUAAUCUAAAACAGGUGAAAAGUAAUGAAGAUCAAGAGAACAUCCCUUCACAGAAGAGGCUGGCACUGGAGGAUAACAGUGCAGAUAUUCGUAAAACUGUAAAAGAAAUCAAGGAAAAAUGUGCAAAGCGGAUGGAGAAGCUCAUUCAGGAACAGAAAGGGAAAAUUCAGGAGUUUCAUCGUGUUUCGGAGGAUAAUAUGUCACAAUUGGAAAAUGAUCGUAAACUGGAAGCGGCCAUUAUUCGUUCUAUAUACGGCAAUGGAACAAUAACGAUAGACAAGCUCGCGAUCUUGGAUGAUAAAUUUGCGAAAAAAAUGGCAGAGAACAAUCUCGAAAAGGACAAGCAACUUAGAGAUCUUGAGGCAGAACACUCAGCUGCAAAAAAUGAGGAGAUCCAAAAGGAAGCUAACUCUCUGUCUGAAGCAAAAUCCCUUGUCUCUAGCAAGCCUACAGCAUACCGCAAAGAACAGCCAUUGGGGUCGCAACAUGAAGAAGUUUCUAGACGUUCUAAGUCGAGAAUGCAUAUCCUAGGUGCUAAGGAUGCAAUGGCCUUAACUGAGCAGCAUGAAAAAGAUAGUGAUUCAAGUAUAACUGUGAAGAGGAAUCAUGUUGAACGAUCCAAAAAUUCUGAUCGUGCUACAGCUGAGGAAGUAGCAUGUAAACCCUCUUGUGAAAAUCCAAGUAGUGCGAAAAAAAUGGCAGAGAACAAUCUCGAAAAGGACAGAUCUUCAAUGGCCUUAACUGAGCAGCAUGAAAAAGAUAGUGAUUCAAGUAUAACUGUGAAGAGGAAUCAUGUUGAACGAUCCAAAAAUUCUGAUCGUGCUACAGCUGAGGAAGUAGCAUGUAAACCCUCUUGUGAAAAUCUGAGUAGUGCGAAAAAAAUGGCAGAGAACAAUCUCGAAAAGGACAGGCAACUUAGAGAUCUUGAGGCAGAACACUCAACUGCAAAAAAUGAGGAGAUCCAAAAGGAAGCUAGCUCUCUGUCUGAAGCAAAAUCCCUCGUCUCCAGCAAGCCUACAGCAUACCGCAAAGAACAGCCAUUGGGGUCGCAACAUGAAGAAGUUACUAGAUGUUCUAAGUCGAGAACGCAUUUCCUAGGUGCUAAGGAUGCAAUGGCCCUAACUGAGCAGCAUGAAAAAGAUGGUGAUUCAAGUAUAACUGUGAAGAGGAAUCAUGUUGAACGAUCCAAAAAUUCUGAUCGUGCUACAGCUGAGGAAGUAGCAUGUAAACCCUCUUGUGAAAAUCUAAGUAGUGCGAAAAAAAUGGCAGAGAACAAUCUCGAAAAGGACAAGCAACUUAGAGAUCUUGAGGCAGAAUACUCAACUGCAAAAAAUGAGGAGAUCCAAAAGGAAGCUAACUCUCUGUCUGAAGCAAAAUCCCACGUCUCUAGCAAGCCUACAGCAUACCGCAAAGAACAGCCAUUUGGGUCGCAACAUGUAGAAGUUUCGAGAUGUUCUAAGUCGAGAACGCAUAUCCUAGGUGCUAAGGAUGCAAUAGCCCCAACUGAGCAGCAUGGAAAAGAUAGUGAUUCAAGUAUAACUGUGAAGAGGAAUCAUGUUGAACGAUCCAAAAAUUCUGAUCGUGCUACAGUUGAGGAAGUAGCAUGUAAACCCUCUUGUGAAAAUCUUAGUAGUGCAGCCAUUUAUCUAAAAUUAUUGGAUGUUGAGAACAAUCUCCAAAAGGACAAGCAACUUAAGGAUCUUGAGGCAGAACAAUCAGCUGCAAGAAAUGAGGAGAUCCAAAAGGAAGUUAACUCUCUGUCUGAAGCAAAAGCCUGCGUCUCUAGCAAGCCUACAGCAUACAGCAAAGAACAGCCAUUUGGUUCACAACAUGAAGAAGUUUCUAGAUGUUCUAAGUCGAGAACGCAUAUCCUCGGUGCUAAGGAUGCUAUGGCCUUAACCGUGAAGCAUGGACAAAAUAGUGAUUCAAGUAGAACUGUGAAGGCAAAUCGUGUUGUACGAUCCAAAAACUCUGAUCAUGCUACAGCUGAGGAAGUAGCAUGUAACCCUUUUUAUGGAAAUCCAAGUGGUGAAGCAAAUAGUAGUAAAAAAAAGGGAGGUGGUAUAUCUGACUCAGAUAUACGGAUUUCGGCUGUUGUUGAGAAGAUUAAUCUGCCAAUGCAUUUGGGUGCCGGGGGAAGUAUCCUUGCCAAUCUGGAGACUUCUGGUGAAAUGCAACUGCUUGAGCUGCACGGAGAGGUUCCAUCUAAGAUGCCUGAAACAGUUGCUUAUGAAAUGUUGGAUGAGGAUGCAAUUGAUUUACCUGAUGCAGAGCAGCUUGCUGUACCAGAGCAUUUUGGUUGUGCUGAAAAAAUCUCUGUGAAGCCCCCUGAUUCUGGAGAAAGAGGUGUCGGUGACAUGCAAUUUCCCAAUCUAUGUAAAGACAUUCCUGCAGAAUGGACUGAAACUGAUGAUGAAAUUGUUGAUAAUGUCAACCCAAUGGAAUUGAGUGCUAAUACUUCUAUUGAUGGAUUUGGUGAAGAGACUGCAAUUAAUUUCCCUGAUGCUUUGCUAAACCAGAGAAAUAAGACUGACAGGACCACCAUUGAUGAUCUUGAUUUGGCUGGAAAGGUACGAGAAGAGCAAGAUGUGGUACCUUCUGAAAUACAAGGCCAUGUUAUAGAGGAAGCAGGAAGGGUAAACUCUUCUCUCUCUGAGAUUGCCACUGCAGAACUUGUUGAUACUGCCAGAGAGUCUCUGUCGAAUAUUGAACCACAAGCCAGUGAGGAGCUUGCACUAGAAACUCAAAGUUCAUCAAGAGCUGAAGCUUCAGAGUUGAAAGUCACUGACACUGUAAUAGCUAAACUGUCUUCUGUACAAAUACAAGAUCAGAACACCUCAGUUGUUAAAGACCAAGUUACUUCACAGAUAGAAGCUGCAGACUCAGAGAGAGUUGACACUGCAGCCUCUGUUUCUGCAUCAGAACAUGUUGGUACUGUAAAGACUUUGGAAUCAUAUAACAAACUCCAAGACAACACUGAGCUGGAAAUAGAAACUCGAAGUAUGUCAUGGAUUGAAGUUUCAUACAUCGAGGACAUGAACAAUAGAUCACAUAUGCUGUCCAGUAUAGAACAGCAAGAUGAAGAUGCAGUAAUUAUUACCAAUCGGGUUAAUUUGGAGACUGAGGCAUCAAAUUCACUACUACCUGACAAUGCAACCCCUGAGCAAUCCCAUACUGAUGCACCAUCGAUUGAAAGUGAUGAGAAGCUGCAGCUCAUGAAUAUUGACGCAUCUCCAAGCCGUAACCAUUUGCCAUCCCCUGAACUUGAAAGUCAAAAUCAUAAUCUGGCAAGAAAUUCCUCUGGAGCUGCUGUGACUGAAAUUCUUUCACAUGCAUCCGUAGAUUUGGAUAAUAGUCCUGAUGUCAGAGAUGAACUAACAAGUGUUCAGAUAUCUGCUUCUGUCCAGAAUAAUGUAGCUACAGAAGAGGUGUUGAGUGCAAAUGAAGUCUUACAUGAUGCUGUUCUACAGUUCGGAGGUCUAACCCAUCUUCCUAUUAAUCAAAUUUCUCCAUCUCUGUUUGCUGAUCCACUUCAAAAUGAAUUGGAAAUAAUAAAAAAAGAAUCUGAAGAACUGCAGAAAAUUCACGAUGAACUGAUAGAAGGGCUAAAUUCUGAAUGCAAAAAAGAGAUGCAAGAACUUUUCGAUGCAGUAAAAAAGAAAUACCAGCUCAAAAUUCAGGAUACUCGAGCACAAUUUGUAGUGAAGAACAAUGGACUUUGUCAGAGGGGGAAGAAAAUUUUGAUGAAUAAGAUGUUGGCUGAUUCCUUCAACUAUAGUUGCUUGAAUAUGUCGUCUAUUUGGCCUGCAUUGCAGCAAGGUUUUCCUUCCAGUUCCAUGCAAUAUCAUCAACACAUGGUUAGGCCUGCUGGGGCUUGUGCUCCCAACCAGCAGAUUGCAAGCCCAAUUGGGCAAGCCAUGCCGCAGAUAUCAGUGCCUGGUUCUACGAGAGGUGGGCCUAUCACUAGCCAACAUUUUGCACCUCCAUGUGUACAACCUACUCCGUAUUUUGAAGCUUUGCGAAGACAGGGGACCAUCUUUGGAGUUCAUCCCACGAGUCUUCCGCAUUUUGGAGGAGAUAUAUAUUCUUCAGCUCAGCAGUUUCAGUCUUCUAUUCUUGGUCCAGCACAAUCCAUACCCAAUGCUACUUUGAUAUCAUCCUUCCAAAAUAUGCAGCAACCGCAACAGCCUCUAGCAGCUCCACAGUGGCAAUCAAACUUUCAUAAUCCUCAACAUCAUGGUUAUCCACCUUCUGUGAUGCAUACACCUGUGUCAUCACAGUGUCCAUCAAACUUUCACAAUCCUCAACAUCGUGGUUAUCCACCUGCUGUGAUGCCUACAUCUGUGUCAUCGUUUGAUUCGCUAAUGGAUGUGGAGCAUCUUCGUCGUCAUCACCAGCUACUUGGUGCUGUGCGGGGGCAACCAGAGCUCUUGCACCGGAGCAGCUAAUGCUAUCUGCUUAUCUGAUUUACACUAGCUUUUCUUCUACGAUCAUUUUGGAAGCCUCACCGUCAUAUCCUCACUGGUAAUUUGGUAUAGUUCUACAAAGUCUAAAUCAGUCUAUACGCAUACUCACUGCUAAAGUUGUAUAGUUGUGCAGAAUGUUCCUAUCAUCCUUUUUGCACCAGUGAUGGUGGUUAACCUUACACAUAAUCUAACAGAAUGGAAGAGGAAAAAAAAACCAUUCUUUUCUUUAA